Molecule: messenger RNA, 1110 nt
Organism: Scomber scombrus (Atlantic mackerel)
Lineage: Eukaryota; Metazoa; Chordata; Actinopteri; Scombriformes; Scombridae
Product: hepatic and glial cell adhesion molecule-like
Exons: 7
Coding region: 16-1110 (364 amino acids)
Source: RefSeq, a predicted model, not a curated record
AGCUUGAGACCAAAGAUGAAGGCAGAGAAGGAGUCUCCUUCAAAAGCCAGAAUAAUUUCAAAUAUAUUAUUGCUCGUCGGUCUUGGUUUCUUCAAUACAGGUGGGGUUCUGGCAGUGAAUAUGACUAUCCCCAACACUCUUAUUAGAGGUACAGUAGGAGGGGAGGCCCUUCUGUCCGUCCGCUACGUGAGCCUCAGCCCCGACCUGCCAGUCAUCAAGUGGCAGCUCCAGAGAGAAAAGUCUGUCACUGUUGUCCAGUCGAUUGGAACAGAUAUUAUUGGGACCCUGAGGCCUGAGUAUCGUGACCGCAUCCUGGUAUUUGAGAAUGGCACUCUGCUUCUCCACAACCUCAGACUCUCUGAUGAAGGGGCUUAUGAUGUAGAGAUCUCCAUCACAGAUGAUAUCUUCACAGGAGAGGGCAACAUCGAACUCACCGUGGAUGAGCUGAUAUCCAGGCCUUAUAUCGACAUGGAGUCUACAUCAGUGCUGGAGCUCAGCCAAAACGUCGUCCUCAACUGCUCUCAUGACAAUGGAACCAGGACCACAUACAAGUGGCUAAAAGGGGGAAAACCACUGGCCAAUGUGACAAGGUUCGUUUUGUCACCUGACCAGAAGUUCUUGACCAUCACACGAGUUUUGAUGGCAGACGAUGACAUCUACAGCUGCUCGGUGGAGAAUCCUGUGGGCAACAUAACGAGCCUGCCCAUCAGGCUGACUGUCUACAGAAGAAGUUCCCUCUAUAUCAUCCUUUCCACUGGAGGCAUCUUCCUCCUGAUCACCUUGGUAACAGUAUGUGCCUGCUGGACGCCUUCAAAAGAGUCAAGACCUCCAACUACAAAGCUUCUCUCCACUGACCACUCUUUUCGGUCACCAAUCAAUCACACAGAUGAUGCUUUUCCAAAAAUGACACAGCAUAAUGGAAAGACUGCAGUAACGUCACUGUAUAUCCUGCAGCAAAAGGAUCCUUCCAUGGAUGACUCAUCCAGCAACAGCAUCGGAUCUAUUUCUGAACUUGACAUGCCUCCAUGCUACACCACUUCCAACCCCUACACUGACUCUAUUACCCAGUCUACUGGCUCCCCUGCCCGCCUCUCCCACAAGUAUACCUAA